This is a messenger RNA of Plectropomus leopardus (leopard coralgrouper), 1416 nucleotides long. RefSeq names its product 5-hydroxytryptamine receptor 3A-like. Lineage: Eukaryota; Metazoa; Chordata; Actinopteri; Perciformes; Serranidae. Gene Ontology annotation, biological process: monoatomic ion transport. Gene Ontology annotation, cellular component: membrane. The record is from RefSeq and is a predicted model, not a curated record.
AUGAAAGAGGUGAAGACAGCUGGGCUCAUCUUUAUCUGUUUUUCACUGCUUUAUGGUUUUGUUGCAGCAUUGAACUGCAGCAGCCCAACUCUCGAAUCCUUGUUUGAUGCACUUGAGAAGGAAUUAUUUCCUAAAAAACUGGUGCGACCUGUAAAAUACCCCACGGAUACAUUAAACAUAUCUGCCUAUAUGACUUUGGAGGGUAUUUUAGGAGUGAAUGAAAAAGAUCAGUCCCUAUCAACAUUAAUAUGGCAAGUCAUGGAGUGGGAUAUCCAUGGACUGAGCUGGGAUGAGAAGGAAUGUGGAACUAAAAGAAUCUCUGUCCCUCGAGAAAAGCUUUGGGUCCCAGACAUCAUCAUCUCAGAGACCAUGGAGGAAGACAAAUCUCCCCAUACUCCCUAUGUCUACUUAUACAACACAGGUCAUGUAUAUGAUGAUAGGCCUGUAAGAGUGGACAGCUCCUGCCGAUUAGUAAUCUACAAUUUUCCCUUUGAUAUCCAAAACUGCUCACUGACCUUUGGAACAUUUCUACACAAGGCCGAAGACGUAAGGAUAAGUGGAAGCAGGUCAUCUGAAGAGAUCCUGGCAGAGUCCAAAAGUGUGAUAAACACCAGAGGGGAGUGGGAGCUUUUGGAUAUCAAAGAAGCUCCAUACACCCUGGAGAUAACUGCUGGAAGCUACUCUGAGAUCAAAUACUUUAUUAUUUUAAAACGUAGGUCAACCCUCUAUGUGAUAAACCUCCUGGUACCGAGCUGCUUCCUCAUCUCACUGGACCUCUUCAGCUUCCUGCUGCCUCUCCAAAGUGUGGACCGGUCCACUUUCAAGAUGACCCUCAUCCUGGGUUACACCGUUUUCCUGCUCCUCAUGAAUGAUCUGUUGCCUGUUACUGGAAAUACAACACCUCUCAUGAAUAUUUUCUUUUUGGUCAGUCUUGCUCUGAUGGUGGCCAGCCUGUUGGAGACGGUGAUUGUCAUUAACAUCCAGUCCAACACCAGCCACUGCAAAGCGGUGCCUCACUGGCUUAGUGUCCUUGUGUUACGAUAUCUGGCUGUUAUUGUUCGUUUCCGUCCAGAAAAGAAGAGCAAUCGCAUCACAGUCUCCCUUCAACCACCUGCUGAAGUCAUGAAUGUCAGCAUCAUCUGUUCAAAAGAUCUUCAGGGCGUCACUGGUGAUACAUCUCCAGCGAAAGCCCCUACAGAGCUGAUCCUGGAGGAACUGAGAAAGCUGAGCAGAGAUCUAAUGGCCAUCCGCCUCCACACGGACAAUCACUUCCAGGGAACCAGCACCUCACGGGAAUGGCAUAUGAUCGGAAUGGUCAUAGACCGACUGCUGUUCGGCUUAUAUAUUAUCAUCAUCUCUACCUGCUUUAUCACCAUUAUAAGUAUCUGGAUCCUGAGUAACAGACAAGAAGGCUGA